Molecule: messenger RNA, 2715 nt
Organism: Lachnellula hyalina
Lineage: Eukaryota; Fungi; Ascomycota; Leotiomycetes; Helotiales; Lachnaceae
Gene: rnr-1
Product: Ribonucleoside-diphosphate reductase large chain
Exons: 4
Coding region: 1-2715 (904 amino acids)
Biological process (GO): deoxyribonucleotide biosynthetic process; DNA replication
Cellular component (GO): ribonucleoside-diphosphate reductase complex
Molecular function (GO): ATP binding; ribonucleoside-diphosphate reductase activity, thioredoxin disulfide as acceptor
Source: RefSeq, a predicted model, not a curated record
AUGUUCGUGUGGAAACGCGAUGGACGCAAGGAGCGUGUCCAGUUCGACAAGAUCACAGCUCGUGUCUCCCGACUGUGUUAUGGCCUCGACGCCGAACACGUCGAUGCCGCGGCGAUCACUCAGAAGGUUAUCUCAGGUGUCUACCAGGGAGUCACCACUAUAGAGCUUGAUAAUCUGGCCGCAGAGACUGCUGCAUACAUGACAGUCACCCACCCAGACUAUGCCAUCCUCGCUGCACGAAUUGCCGUCUCCAACCUCCACAAGCAGACAAAGAAGCAAUUUUCCGCUGUCAUCAAUGACCUAUACCACUAUGUCAACCCUCGAAACAAAAAGAAGUCCCCCAUGAUCAGCCAAGCAACAUACGAAUGCAUCAUGAAGCACGAGGACGAACUCAAUUCUGCUAUUGUCUACGAUCGGGAUUUCCAGUACCAAUACUUUGGAUUUAAAACCCUCGAGCGAUCAUACCUCCUCCGUCUCGAAGGCAAGGUUGCCGAGCGCCCACAACACAUGAUCAUGCGUGUAGCAGUUGGAAUCCAUGGUGAAGACAUCGAAGCCGCCAUCGAAACAUACAACUUGAUGUCGAGCAAAUACUUCACACAUGCCUCCCCAACACUCUUCGCCGCCGGCACACCACAAGCACAACUUUCUUCUUGUUUCCUGAUCGAUAUGAAGGAGGACAGCAUCGAUGGCAUCUAUGACACAUUGAAGACCUGUGCUAUGAUCUCCAAGAAUGCUGGUGGUAUUGGCCUCAACGUCCACAGAAUCCGUGCUACUGGAGCCUACAUCGCUGGUACAAACGGUAACUCCAACGGCAUUGUUCCCAUGCUUCGAGUCUUCAACAACACCGCCAGAUAUGUUGAUCAAGGUGGCAACAAGCGUCCUGGUGCAUUUGCCAUCUACCUUGAGCCAUGGCAUGCUGAUGUUUUCGAGUUCCUUGAUCUGCGGAAGAACCACGGCAAAGAGGAAGUUCGCGCUCGUGAUCUCUUCUACGCUUUGUGGAUUCCUGAUCUUUUCAUGAAGCGUGUUGAAAAGAACGGAGAGUGGACUUUGAUGUGUCCAAACGAAUGCCCAGGCUUGGCAGACGUUUAUGGUGAUGAGUUCGAGGCUCUCUACGAGAAAUACGAGAGUGAAGGCAGAGGCCGCAAGACCAUAAAGGCCCAGAAGCUUUGGUACUCUAUUCUUGAGGCUCAGACCGAGACCGGUAACCCUUUUAUGCUUUACAAGGAUGCAUGCAACAGAAAGAGCAACCAGAAGAACCUUGGUACCAUCCGAAGUUCUAACUUGUGCACAGAGAUUAUCGAAUACUGUGCUCCAGAUGAAGUUGCUUGUUGCAAUUUGGCUUCUCUCGCUCUCCCAUCCUACGUUGACAUUACCAAUGGUACCUAUGACUUCAACAAGCUUCAUGAGGUCUGCCAAGUUGUCGUCAAGAACUUGAACAAGAUCAUUGAGAUCAACUACUACCCAGUCCCCGAAGCUAAAAAGAGCAACUUGCGUCACCGACCUAUUGCUGUUGGUGUCCAAGGUCUUGCUGAUGCUUUCUUGGCUCUUCGCCUGCCAUUCGACUCUCCGGAGGCUAAGCACCUCAACAAACAGAUAUUCGAGACAAUUUACCACGGUGCCUUGACUGCAUCAGUGGAGCUCGCAAAGAUUCACGGCACCUACGAGACAUAUGAGGGCUCCCCCGUCUCCAAGGGAGAGCUACAAUAUGAUAUGUGGGGCGUUACUCCUACCGAUCUUUGGGACUGGGACAGCCUGAAGCAAGAGAUCAAGCAACACGGUAUCCGAAACAGUUUGCUUGUUGCGCCUAUGCCAACAGCCAGCACCAGUCAGAUUCUGGGCUUCAACGAAUGUUUCGAGCCAUACACAUCCAACAUCUACUCUAGACGGGUGCUUGCUGGAGAGUUCCAGGUCGUCAACCCUUGGCUCCUCAAAGAUCUUGUCGACAUGGGUCUCUGGUCUGACAACAUGAAGAACCGUAUCAUCGCUGAUGGUGGUUCUAUCCAGAACAUCCCCAAUAUCCCAGCUGAUAUUAAGGCUUUGUACAAGACCGUGUGGGAGAUCUCUCAACGCAACAUCGUCCAAAUGGCUGCUGAUCGUGGUGCAUUUAUUGAUCAAUCCCAAUCUAUGAACAUCCACAUGAAGGAUCCAACAAUGGGCAAGAUUACCAGUAUGCACUUUGCUGGCUGGAAGUUGGGUCUCAAGACUGGAAUGUACUACCUCCGCACAAUGGCCGCUUCAGCCCCCAUCCAGUUCACUGUCGAUCAAGAGGCUCUUCAAGUUGCUGACACCAACGUUGCUCGGGAGCGUUUAACCAAGAAGCGACCUUCUGCUGGCUUUAUUGGAGCCUCUUCACAAACAUCCGCCCCUCGCCCUAUGUACAUGAAGCAAAACUCAAACACGAGUGCCCCAAACGGGGUCCCGACGCCGUCGACAACCCCACCGCCGGCGUCUGAGAAAAAACUUGCACCCACCCCAGUCAAGGCUCCAGUUUUCAAAGCCGAUGUCGAAGAGGGAGAUUCUCCCAAGUCACUCGCAACCGAGCCAGCUACUAAGCCACCAAAGGUUGAGGAACUUCCUGAGCCUACCGUCCCGGCUAAGAAGCAGGAAGAGGAUAACGCCACUGAGAGUACCGAGCGAGAGAAUGAUAUUUAUGCCGAUGCAGUUUUGCAAUGCAGCAUUGAGAACAGGGAAGAAUGCCUAAUGUGUAGUGGAUAG